Messenger RNA from Neurospora hispaniola, 2365 nucleotides. RefSeq lists its product as uncharacterized. The record is from RefSeq and is a predicted model, not a curated record. The transcript is spliced from 3 exons. The coding region runs from base 1 to 2028 and encodes 675 amino acids. Lineage: Eukaryota; Fungi; Ascomycota; Sordariomycetes; Sordariales; Sordariaceae.
AUGGCCCAACCGUCGUCCCUGAACACAAACAACCCGUUUCGGCGGAAACAAGCCGGCGCAUUGACGACCUCGAAUCCUCCGAUUUCGCUAGCCUCCGACGCUUUCGCCGAUGCCUUCGACCCUCUUCCUACAUCCCCUUCGUCUUCGCUCGACCCUACACGACCGCCACUCCCGUCUAGCGACGACUUCCGCAACUCCCUCCAGUCUCUCGGCCAGUCCAAUGAACCACCUCCAAAGACAAGUUUCCAGAAACCAAAAGUCGUGAAAAGGGUCCGCGUUCAGUCACCACCGCCAUCUCCUGAGUCAGAGGAAGAACCCGAUACAAAUCCGCCAGUGGAGGAAGAUACAGCCGAAAGUAGCUCAAGUGAUGACCAAGAUGAAGGCGCGGAUCCGUUUGCCCAGGCUGACGAAGUCCCCCCGCCGACGCUAUCACGGCCUGAGUUACCAGGCUCCAGCCAGGUACCGCCAAACCCGUUUGGAAGGACAUUAGAGGACCUGGAGCACCCAAAGAAUGAGCCAACACAGAAUCCCGGUACUGUACCAGGAGGGAAGGGUUCGCUGGACGUUGAUUCCUUCAGACGACUCCUUCUCACAGGCCAAGCGGGAGGACCGGCGCAACCACCACGAACCGAUGGCGCGAGCAUAGCUGAUGCAUCGUCAACUUUGACUGCGCAAGACACGCCCCGGACAUCCCACCAGACUUCGGAACAUGGAAGGGAGGAACCACAAUCACAACGAACAUCAAUAAGCGGUCCCAUACGCCCUACCGCGCAGGCGCCAGCGACGUCGAGGAGCAAAGCACCGCCGCCGCCGCCGCCCAGCUCGAGGCAUGGGAAGCUGAUCAAAGUGGAGCCCAAGGGCGAGGAGAGAUCAGGGACGCCCAGUACCCCGAGACCGUCAUCUUCGUCAUCAUCUGCCCGCGCUUCUCGUGUUCUAGCCUCGCCGUUCUCAGAACAGCCCUCGGACCUGAACACACCACUGCCACCACCGCCGGUAAAGUCUCCAAGCGAGGAAGACGUGGAAAGUUCAUUCGACCGUGAAGCCGCCGCUAAGGUCCCGGAUGUGGGCCAAGAGAUAAACGUACCGACUCCUCAACCGCCAACUCCGCCCAAGCCAACAACGACCUCACCGCCUCCCUCACAAGCAUCGAAAAAACCACCCCCUCCGCCCAGGCGAUCGACUCACGGCCGUUCAGAAAAUGAGGAACCUACGCGCACUUCUGUAGACUCGAUCCGCUCGAGGUCAUCGAGCCUAAAGGUUGCCAGUUCGACCACUCAAGUGAAUGCACCGGCGCCGCCUCCACCCAGAAGGUCGACACAUGGGUCCAGGCCUUCUACUUCUAUAUCUGGAUUGGGAAUUGGGAUCACUUCGCCUGUGGCCCCGUCUGCUGGGGGCGAGGGUACGGAGUUCCCUGGUCUGGCAGCUCAACCAGUCUCUGGAUCAGCGCAGGGUAGCCGGCCCAGCACCCCCGCCAACUCCUCCUCCAACAACCCAGAAACUGCUAGCAUCAGCAGCUUCAGCCAGCCUGGACAUGGCAGGACCUUGAGCGCCCCUUCAACGCCGGGGACUGUGCGCAGGGCGGAUAGCGGGAGGAGCAAAGAGCCGACCGGACUGGCAUCCCCGGCACCGAUUGCCUCGAGUCCGAAUCACGCCCCGCCGCCACCACCCAGACCGCGGCCGAGGGGGAGUAAUAGGCGGUCGGUCUCGGGAAGUGGGAGUGUUGACAGCGGCAAUCCUGCGCCUACGACGGGAACCGUAGAGUCACCUGCGCCUGUUGAAUCAUCUGCUGCUCUAGCCUCGGGAUCAGGCGGUGCGGGUGCGCGGUUUCUGGAAACAUCUUUAGCAUCAGGCGAGGAACCGAGAGGCCUUCCUGAUGGGGAGCUUGCAAGCGGGGACGUCGACGAGGAAGACGUGCUGAGAAGAGAGUCGGCAACUAAGGACAUCCUGGCCGAUUUGGAUGCGUUGCAGAGAGAGGUUGAUGCUUUGCGGGCCGCGCAGGAGCAAAGGGGGACUACUACUACUAUGUGAAUAACCUUGAGGAUACAGAUCAAGACCUCGUAAAGAAAAAAGAGAAGAAGGGAGAGAAUACAGACAGACAGACAGACAGACAGACAGACAGGAAUGGGAAAAACCAAAGAUGGUAUAUACUUGAACCGGGACGGACCGGAAACAGGACGGUCUUGAUACAUACACUAAAGAGCGAGAGAGAAGUAGGCGGGGAUAUAUAGUAAGGUACCUUCACUUUAUAUAAGGGCUAAAGUGAAAAGAUAAUUUGUAUAGUACAUAGCGAGCAUCUGGAGUUUGGAACCUGUUGUUGACUUUUUGUCGAUUUUGAUACAUAAUGGGAGUUGAACAUGUCCACGUG